AUGAUACGUGAGAUUACGAUAUAUCAAAGUGAAGCUAUGAUACGUGAGAUUACGACAUAUCAGAGUGAAGCUAUGAUACGUGAGAUUACGACAUAUCAGAGUGAAGCUAUGAUACGUGAGAUUACGACAUAUCAGAGUGAAGCUAUGAUACGUGAGAUUACGACAUAUCAGAGUGAAGCUAUGAUACGUGAGAUUACGACAUAUCAGAGUGAAGCUAUGAUACGUGAGAUUACGACAUAUCAGAGUGAAGCUAUGAUACGUGAGAUUACGACAUAUCAGAGUGAAGCUAUGAUACGUGAGAUUACGACAUAUCAGAGUGAAGCUAUGAUACGUGAGAUUACGACAUAUCAGAGUGAAGCUAUGAUACGUGAGAUUACGACAUAUCAGAGUGAAGCUAUGAUACGUGAGAUUACGACAUAUCAGAGUGAAGCUAUGAUACGUGAGAUUACGACAUAUCAGAGUGAAGCUAUGAUACGUGAGAUUACGACAUAUCAGAGUGAAGCUAUGAUACGUGAGAUUACGACAUAUCAGAGUGAAGCUAUGAUACGUGAGAUUACGACAUAUCAGAGUGAAGCUAUGAGUGAGUUAAUUCUACGUGAUAUUUGUCAUAUACUACGUAUAUGCAGUAUUUUACUUACUUGA
Brugia pahangi is the source of this 642-nucleotide messenger RNA. Lineage: Eukaryota; Metazoa; Nematoda; Chromadorea; Rhabditida; Onchocercidae. The record is from the annotation of a GenBank genome assembly.